Rhagoletis pomonella (apple maggot) is the source of this 1167-nucleotide messenger RNA. RefSeq names its product odorant receptor 45a-like. The transcript has 5 exons. Gene Ontology annotation, cellular component: plasma membrane. NCBI's taxonomy places the organism in Eukaryota, Metazoa, Arthropoda, Insecta, Diptera, Tephritidae. Gene Ontology annotation, molecular function: odorant binding; olfactory receptor activity. Bases 1 to 1167 code for a protein of 388 amino acids. Gene Ontology annotation, biological process: sensory perception of smell; detection of chemical stimulus involved in sensory perception of smell. The record is from RefSeq and is a predicted model, not a curated record.
AUGCACAAAUAUCUACGCAUACAGCAAAUCAGUUUUCUUUUACUUGGCAUUGAUAUGUUUGCCACGCGAGAUCGGCCUAUUUUACGUGCACCCUAUAGGUACGGUUGUUGGACUCUAGCGACUGCAACUAUAACCAUCCUAAUGGGUGUCUACAUUUACACCAGUGAACAGGAUCAGGCAAUCAAAGUGCUAACAGUCUUUCUACAAGGUGUGCUCUCGGUGCUCAAGAGUUUCAUGUUUGUGACGAAGGGAAGACGGUUCAUAGCACUCAUUGAAAAUUUGGAGUCUCUAGCGGAGGGUGCAAACGUGAAGGAACGUGCAGAAUGGACACAUGAAAAUGAUUGGCAGCAACGUAUCGCGCGUGUAUAUUACAGCUGUUGCACGGCCACAGGCACCCUGUAUUGCACAGUACCUGCCCUUAUUCUCUUGUACAGUGUCUGCUUCAAUGGCCAUGCAGUACUCAUUCUGCCCUUCGAUGCAGCCUUUCCAUUCGAUGUGCAGCAGCCAUUCUUCUACAUCAUUGCCUACAUCUGGUGCAUAUCCUUCAUAGUAUAUGCCAUAGAUGCCGUUGCUGCCAUGGAUUCGUUAUUUUGUUGGUUUAUCUUUAAUACUUCUGCACACUUUCGCAUUCUACAACAUAAACUCGAAGCAGUUGCUGCCACUUUGGCCGAGGAAGAUUACGUUAGCUUUCAACCAAAUAUCUCGGAAUCCUUACGCUAUCACCGGCACAUAAUUGAGUUAGCAGCAGAAUUCGAUGAUCUCUAUGCACCCAUCGUUUUUAUAGAAAUCGCUGUUAGUUAUCUAAAACUUUGCUUCAGCGCUUACAAUCUAAUCAAUCUAGCUGAUAUAUCUAGCUUUCCAGUGAUUGUUGUGGGACUCGUCACCAUCACAUUUCAAUUGUGUAUUUACUGCUUUAGUGGUGAAAAAAUCAAAAAUGCGAGCUUACUAAUUUCGGAUCAUAUCUAUUUGACUUUUCCUUGGGCGCGCAUGCCUUCGUCUAUGAGACGCUUACUGCUGUUGCCUCUAAUGCGCGCACAACGUUCCACCAAUCUAACGGGAUAUCUCUUUAUUGUCGACCACAGCCUUCUGGUGUGGAUAUUCAAAACUACUGGCUCAAUUAUUGGCUUUUUGUCCGCUACGAAAGAAAAAACUGUUGAUGUAAACUAA